CAAUGAUGUAAGAAAUGAAACAAGACGUGAAUCAAAACGUGAAUCAAGACGUGAGCUUGAAAUUGCUGUUGAAAGUUCUUUGAUUGCAAUGAUUCUAAGAACUGGGAGAUCUUAUAAAUUUAGACCUUAA
This is a messenger RNA of Dentiscutata heterogama, 130 nucleotides long. Lineage: Eukaryota; Fungi; Glomeromycota; Glomeromycetes; Diversisporales; Gigasporaceae. The record is from the annotation of a GenBank genome assembly.